Messenger RNA from Aspergillus steynii IBT 23096, 535 nucleotides. Its product is annotated as DASH complex subunit DAD2. NCBI's taxonomy places the organism in Eukaryota, Fungi, Ascomycota, Eurotiomycetes, Eurotiales, Aspergillaceae. Bases 106 to 528 code for a protein of 140 amino acids. The record is from RefSeq and is a predicted model, not a curated record. Gene Ontology annotation, biological process: attachment of spindle microtubules to kinetochore; mitotic cell cycle. Gene Ontology annotation, cellular component: mitotic spindle midzone; DASH complex; mitotic spindle pole body. The transcript has 4 exons.
GUCAACAGCGAUAAUUGGUAUCGAAGGUUCCCCACCCCCCGCAUUGCGUCGCCGCGGAUGAAGCCGCUUUGGAGUUUUCCGCCAAAUUAAGUCGAGCUUGCUAUCAUGGCCUAUCCAGCGCGCGCUACCUCGAUGUUCCCAGGCUCAUCUGCUGCGCCGAGUUUUCGCCAACCAAGCAGCCACAAUGCCCAGCAAUCGUCAGCAUUGACCGCCCGUAUCGCAUCGAAGAAGUCUGAAUUAGAUAGUCUGAAACAACUUCGCGACAUGAGCAGUGCGCUGGCGGCGCAGAUGCAAGCCUUAGAGAACAAGUUGGGGACACUGAAGGAUGGCACGGAAGCCAUUGCUUGUGUCCUUGCCAACUGGGACAGCGUGCUUCAGGCAAUCAAUAUGGCGUCCACAAAAGCCGCAGCCGUACACGAGCGGGCAGCGCCCGGUUCAGACGCUGAAACCCAAGAUGGCGUUCCCGCUAUGCCUUCGAUCCUAGUCCGGAUCCCCGCAGACCAGCCAGAGGAACCACGAGUUGAAUAGAUCUCAU